AUGAAAGCCAUCAGCCCGGUACGAUCCGUCCGGAGUUGCUACGAGGCCGUUUGCUGCCUCUCGGAGCAGAGUCUGGCCAUCGCCCGGGGGAGCAACAACAAGAGCCCGGCUUUGGAGGAACCCAUGAACUUACUCUACGAUAUGAACGAUUGCUAUUCCAAGUUGCGGGAACUGGUGCCGGGCAUCCCGCAAGGCAGCAAGGUGAGCCAGGUGGAGAUCCUCCAGCAUGUCAUCGACUACAUCUUCGACCUCCAGAUCGUGCUGGAGGAGGGGGCCAAGGGACGCGACCCCUCCUCCGAGGCCACCCUGCUCUCCCUUAAGUGCCAGCGGGAGCCAGACGAGAAGGCGCAGUGGCUGCUCAUUGACUUCAGAGAUGUGGUGUGCAGUGAGGACUCCUGGGACCACAAGGAAUACAUCGCCAGGGUAUGGAUGGGCCACUUGCUCGCCCACCCCGCUGUCAAGCUCAUCUUGUCUGUGCUUAUCGUCAUCAAGGAGGUGUUCCAGUUUUGGCUAAGCUAUAUCAUAGACAGUGUUGUGCUUGUGGCCCUGGUCACUGAGGUCCUGCUCAACUGGGUCAGAGGUUUCUGGCUGUACUGGAAGGGAGGAAUAUUAGGGGAAGUGCCCUCAUCUGGGGUCCACAAACGCAGCCUCAGCCCCCUGCUCCUCUGCCUGCUAGACAUCUGGAACGGCUUCAACUUCUUCCUUGUGGCCUGCCUCGUGGUGGGGGCCCUGAUUCCCAAGUGGAAGGUCCAGAAGGUUUUCCAGAUCCUGAGUGCAGUGAUGGGCUCUCUCGCCUUGCCCCAGGGUGAUGAGGCUGAUGGUGAUGAGGUGAUGGUGCUGCAGGUCUGCGGGCUGGCCAGGAUACUUCAGGCCAUCCUCAAGGUCAUCCCUGACCUCUGUAACACCAUGGUCAUCCUCUUUAUCUCCAUGCCAAUCUUCUCGGUGCUGGGCAUCAUCCUGUUUGGCAAAUCUGUCCUGGCCCAUUUUGGUGGCCUGGAGAAAGCCCUGUACUCGCUCUUCACCUGCAUCACUCUGGACGGCAGGCUGGACAUCUACGAGACCUUCCAGGAAGAAGGGCAGACUCUGAAGAUGAAGGUGGCCAUUUACUUCAUCUUCAUCAUGAGUGAGGCCUUCCUGGACAGCGGAGAAGUCAACAUGGACCCUCAGCUCAGCCUGAAGGUGAUCGGGGAUGGGGUCUCCACGUUUGCCUCCCAGGACCUGUUCACCUACAGCAAGUUGGGCAAACUGGGCGAGGAGAUCUUGCCUGAAGUCCAACGCCUCUUGGAAAGCAGCAAGGAGAACAUCAGAGAGUACAAACAGAUCCGGGAGGAGCUCAGAGUCUAA
This is a messenger RNA of Haliaeetus leucocephalus (bald eagle), 1344 nucleotides long. It is a transcript of the gene ID3, whose product is annotated as inhibitor of DNA binding 3, dominant negative helix-loop-helix protein. Gene Ontology annotation, biological process: monoatomic ion transport; cell differentiation; circadian regulation of gene expression. Bases 1 to 1344 code for a protein of 447 amino acids. Lineage: Eukaryota; Metazoa; Chordata; Aves; Accipitriformes; Accipitridae. The record is from RefSeq and is a predicted model, not a curated record. Gene Ontology annotation, molecular function: transcription regulator activity; protein dimerization activity; monoatomic ion channel activity. Gene Ontology annotation, cellular component: membrane; nucleus; cytoplasm. The transcript is spliced from 9 exons.